Dermacentor andersoni is the source of this 5070-nucleotide messenger RNA. It is a transcript of the gene Ogg1, whose product is annotated as 8-oxoguanine DNA glycosylase. Lineage: Eukaryota; Metazoa; Arthropoda; Arachnida; Ixodida; Ixodidae. Gene Ontology annotation, cellular component: nucleus. Gene Ontology annotation, molecular function: damaged DNA binding; 8-oxo-7,8-dihydroguanine DNA N-glycosylase activity. Gene Ontology annotation, biological process: base-excision repair, AP site formation; base-excision repair; nucleotide-excision repair. The record is from RefSeq and is a predicted model, not a curated record.
UGGAUAUUCUCCCGCGCGUCUGCUCGCGCCAUAUUCCAAAGUGCCGGCGAGUGUGGCUUACAUGUUCAAACACGUCUGACACGAACUUUUUACCUCGUGAUCGAAGGCAAAAAAUAUCUAUUUGUGCAAAAGCUAAGAGUGCACUAGAAUUUACCUUAAACGUUAACAUGGUGUCAUCAGGAGUCAUUAAGUGCAGCGCUCGACAACUCAAUCUGGAUGUGACACUGACGUGUGGGCAAGCUUUUAGGUGGAAGAAGAAUAACCACUCUGAAUGGAUUAGUACUUUUGCAGGCAGGGUAUGGUGCCUGAGGCAGGAUGACGACGGAAACAUCCACUACCGGGUGCUCAAUGUUGUUAACAAUGGAUUGUGCUCUCCAAAUAUUGAUAAUUCACCCGCAGUAUCCCGCAGCAGAAAGCGGAAACGCUUGGAGAGUCUGUCAUCAGGAGAAAAUGAAGACCUCUUGAGAGACUACUUUCAGCUGGGAGUGGACUUAGAGAGCCUCUACACUGAAUGGUGUCGUGUAGACCCUACCUUCAAGGCAACUGCGAACUACCUCCCAGGAAUCAGAGUACUGCGACAAGAGCCCUUAGAGGCUCUGAUGGCCUUCAUUUGCUCAUCCAACAAUAACAUCACUCGCAUCAGCUCUAUGGUUGAAAAGCUGUGCACCAUGUAUGGAACUAAGCUUCUUGAGGGCAAAGAAGGGUCCUUUUAUGCCUUUCCUACGGCUGCGCAGAUGGACCGAGGAGGGGUUGAGGCAGAGCUGAGGGCUGCUGGCUUUGGAUACAGAGCAAAGUAUGUGCAUGGCACGGCCAAGGCACUUGCCACACGGGAUCCUAUGUGGUUGCAAUCACUUAGGGGUGCCUCUUAUGCUGAGGCGCACCGCCAACUCGUUGAACUUCCUGGUGUCGGUGCAAAGGUGGCUGACUGCGUGUGCCUAAUGGCACUGGACAAGGCUGAGGCAGUGCCAAUUGAUGUGCAUGUCUGGCGCAUGGCAACUCGGCACUACCUGCCCCAUCUUAGGUCCCUGAAGAAUCUUUCAGCAGUUGCCUAUAAAGAAAUUGGUGACCACUUCAGGGAACGCUUUGGCCCCUAUGCUGGCUGGGCACAGUCUGUGCUGUUCACCUCCGAUUUGAAGAAGCACACCAAGUCCAGUCCAUCAGAAUCUGAAGAUAUAAAAGAGAGUGCCACUUAAUAGAUCAGACCAGCAGACAAUAUUUUCUUCCGUGAUGUCAUCCAGCAUAGGUGUAUGCAUAGGGAAACAAAGACAAGGAGGAAGUAGGCCCACACAUGGAAAAUAAAUAUUUUAUUCCAAGCAAACGUAAAAAAAAAACAUUUUUUUCUUCUCGUUUUCAUUGACAGUCACUUCAAAGAGCAAAUAGGAAUAUAUUAAUUUUCAAUGUGCCCCAGUGAAAUACAUUGGCAUUCCAGUUAAUUGUGUGUUUCAAUGCAUAAAACAGCCUUUUCUUUAAAAAAGAAAUGUAAGAGGGACAACAGUGCAUUCUUACUGCAAGUUUGAUGGCACGUAUCUCGAAACUACCUGCCGUGGUGGCAUAGUGGCUAUGGCAUUGCGCUACUAAGCCUAGGCGUGCGGGACUGAAUCUUGGCCAUGGCAGCUGCAUUUUGAUGGGGGUGAAAUGCAAAAGCACCCGUGUGCUGUGCACAGGUGCACAUUAAAGAGCCCCAGGUGGUCAGAAUUAACCCGGGGUCCCCCACUAUGGUGUGCCUCAUAGUCAAAUUGUGGUUUUGGCACGUAAAAGCCUAGAAUCUUAUUUUAAUUUUUUUAAUAUCUCGAAACCGGUGCCAUCCUCAGAAUUCGUUCCAAGUCUGAUAAGCCUUGCAUACUUGCUAGCUACAAUUUGUAGAUUGAAAUAUGUGCCAUAAAGUAACUAAUAGUUAAUCUGUGUAAUUAUGUUAAUUACUCCGUUAAACAUUUUUAUUUCUCAUAGAAGUAAUGGCCACCUCAUUGAGUAAUGUAGAUGAUGGGUUAGAAUUGUGCAAUCUGCCACAGGCAACUUUUUCAAAUGUGUAGCUAAAAAGAGACACCCUGUAUACCGCUCUGAAAUAUACGACGGAUUUGUCAGGAAUUUUGCAAAACCCUUGUAAACUUGACAAUUUCACAUAGGCUGUAAAUUUAUAUAUUAAGUUGGCCCCCGCUUGAGAUGCUCUAGGACAUGCAGUUUACAGAACUGUUAUAGCUAUUUGUGGUGCAGAGUUGCGUAUUUGCAAUGUUCGUGCUUUUCGAAAAAAUUGAGUUCUGGACAUUUUUGCAAUUAAUUCGAGGUCCUAAAUCAAAAUUAUGCUUCCUAGAGUUGAUAAAGUUUAAUUGUAUCUCUCAAAUGCAACAAAUUUCAUUUAAAUCAGUCCAGCUAUUGUCUUAAAUGCAUUUUGUAUGUAUCUGAAUGGGGAAAUCAGAGUUGGCCUGAAGCUAAAGCUUCCUCUUUAAGGAAACCUGCAAUCUCCAAUUCUCCAAUAAGCAAGUCCACCCAGCAACUAGAUAACUUUCAAGAAAAUUUGAGCCAAAUGUGAACACAUGCAGAAAAUAACCUACACUUUUGUUCAAAAAGCUGCAGCGGCUAUCUGAAAUUAAGUGCUCAUAAGACAUUACAGAUGACAGCUUAUUGGGCAGAUGAGCUGGAUACCUUCAAUGGCCACAACCGAUCAGUGGCAGCUUAUGGACUGCAGGAGUCAUGAAAAGUGGGCAAAAAACGAAAAAUGAAAGCAAACUACAGCAACUCAAAGUGUGCAGCAGCAUCAAUACAAGACAUGCUCAGGCAAGGGUUGUUGCCCGUCUGUUUUUCUAUAGGCACAGCCAACUAAUAUACAUGUGUCACUGUUUUGCACUUCAGCACAUCCACACUGGGAUGCGCAAACCUUUUUUUUUUUUUUUUAAUUCUGCAUUCAAAGUAUUGUAGAGCUCUGGCAUCACAAGCAACCACAAGAUUCAUUCCUUUCAAAGCCAUAGUGGGGGGAAAAUAAACUCCCUUUUCUCUUUACUUUUACUUUGUCUGCAUUUUCCCAAUACUCUUUGCUUUUCUUAACAUGGAACCCUCUUCUCUUAAAGCAACCACUGUUUCACCAUCUCUUUCCAACCGGUCCAUGAGGAGGAGCACUAUCCCUCUUGAUUGUAACCUACCAGGAAAUCGCACCUGUCCCGUUACCCGGUAGACGAGCCUGACGACGCCGACAGUAGUACCGCCAACGGCAUUUUCUCUGUGUCUGCCUUCGCUAACAUCGCCGAUGAGCAGUACCGAGACCUACCGCUGCGAGCACUCAUCGAGCGUCUGCGCUCUACACCUACCGACGCGUCCGUUCGCCGCUAUGUUCUUCAGGGCGGCAUUCUGUACCGAAGGAACUUCCUCCCUGACGGAUCUGAUCUUCUUCUUGUCGUGCCAAAACAUCUACGACAGACUGUGCUCUUUGAGAUGCAUGACGCACCUACUGCAGGACAUUUUGGCGUAACCCGCACGUACGACCGCGUCCGCCGCCGCUUCUAUUGGCCUGGUCUCGCUCGCUCCGUCCGACGCUAUGUUGCUGCCUGUGAUACCUGCCAGCGUCGGAAAACACCUCAGGUGCUACCUGCCGGUCAUCUCCAGCCGAUCACUGUCCCUGUGGAACCGUUCUUUCGUGUUGGAUUAGACCUCCUCGGUCCCUUUCCCACGUCAUCCUCUGGGAACAAAUGGGUAGCCGUCGCAACUGAUUACGCCACCCGAUACGCUAUCACGCGGGCUCUCCCUACCAGUUGCGCCACUGACGUCGCGGACUUUCUCUUGCGUGACAUUAUCUUACUUCAUGGCUCCCCGCAACAGCUGCUCACUGACCGUGGUCGUAACUUCCUCUCGAAAGUUAUCGCCGACAUUGUACGUUCCUGAUCCACUCAGCACACGCUGACUACCUCAUACCAUCCUCAAACCAAUGGCCUGACAGAGCGGUUAAACCGUACUCUUACCGAUAUGCUGUCCAAGUACGUUUCCAAGGACCACCACGACUGGGACAUUGCCCUUCCUUACGUCACAUUUGCUUAUAAUUCUUCCCGGCACGACACCGCCGGAUUUUCUCCCUUUUAUCUACUCUACGGUCGCGAACCGACCUUGCCCCUUGACACGGCACUUCCUCCUGCUUCGAUCUCAACAAACGAGUAUGCGCGCGAUGCCAUCGCCCUCGCCGACCAUGCAUGCCAGCUUGCCCGUGCUCGACUGACGGACUCUCAAACCACUCAGCAGCGUCAGUACAACGCCCGCCACCGUGACGUACAGUUUUCGCCUGGUGCGCUCGUGCUCUUGUGGUCGCCCUCUCGUCACGUCGGACUUUCACAAAAGCUCCUUUCGCGAUACACAGGGCCGUACCGCGUGCUGCGCCAGGUGCUGCCUGUGACGUACGAAAUUGCCCCUGUGAACUCAACCUCGUCAUCUACUGUGGCAUCUAGUGAUGUCGUGCACGUCGGUAGGCUCAAGGCCUACUACACUGCUUCCGAGUCCGGCCUUUAGUCGCUCCGGGACGGCGCUUUUGUCGCCGGGGGUAGUGCUACGGAAUAGUAUUACCGAUGACGAAGAGGCGAGCAGUAAGAAGACGACGACGACGACGAUUGGAGGCUAGCGCGGGCUGUUGCCUCUUGGCCAAGUGCGGCGUAUUACGUUGUAAAUAUACUUGUAUAUAGCUUUUCAUCUGCGUCUUCUUACGUAACAAUAUUUAGACUAGGUAGGAGUACUUCCCCCUUACCCAACCCGAUGUGUCCAUACAACAGGAAAACACAUUAGGAAAGUGUCAAACUGACAUGUUUACUCACCCCCUACAAUUAAAUCUACUCUUCCCUACACAAUACUACCCUGAGUGUAGGUUCUGUGGUAAAUCGGGUACACUCUACCACAUCCUAUCCUACCAUCCUAUGUGAUCAGAACCCCGACCUAUCCCCCAUCUCCAAUACUUUCUGUGAGCAGUGGGAUAGUGUGUUGUCCAGUGCACGCCUCGUUGACCGGCAGCCUGUGCCAUAUCCACCAAUCGACUACCAGACUAGGAAGCCACCCCACAAUUCAUUUUCAUUAUUUUGCUCAAUAAACGCCUUUCUCUCUCUC